Molecule: messenger RNA, 1062 nt
Organism: Pogoniulus pusillus (Red-fronted tinkerbird)
Lineage: Eukaryota; Metazoa; Chordata; Aves; Piciformes; Lybiidae
Product: keratin-associated protein 4-3-like
Exons: 6
Coding region: 1-1062 (353 amino acids)
Source: RefSeq, a predicted model, not a curated record
AUGCUGAAACGGGGACCCGAGGAGGGCGGCACCGCUCAGCCUGCCAGCAGGGUCCCUGUAGCACAGCGACCAAAGCUAACGUCCUGCUGUGAAGAGGAGGGAGAAGCCUUCGGCAAGCAGCGACAGGGACCUGCCCCCGGGGUCCUGCACAGGAUCCAAACAUCCUGCACGCAGCCCCCAGAUGGGGAGGGUUGUGAGUGUGUGAGUGUGUCAGUGUGUGUGUGUGAAUGUGAGCAUUGUGAGUGCGACAGUGAGUGUAUGUGUCCGAGUGUAUGUGAGUGUGAGUGCGUGUGUGCAAGUGUGUAUGUGAGUGUGAGUGCGUCAGUGAGUGUGUGUGUCCGAGUGUAUGUGAGUUGUGAGUGUGACAGUGAGCGUGUGUGCAAGUGUGUAUGUGAGUGCGACAGUGUGUGUGUGAGUGUGUGUGUGUAUGUGAGUGUGAGUGCGACAGUGAGCGUGUGUGCGAGUGUGUGUGUAUGUGAGUGUGAGUGUGACAGUGAGUGUGUGUGCGAGUGUGUGUAUGUGAGUUGUGAGUGUGACAGUGAGCGUGUGCGAGUGUGUGUAUGUGUGUGUGAGUGUGAGUGCGACAGUGAGUGUGUGUGCGAGUGUGUGUGUGUGUAUGUGAGUUGUGAGUGCGUCAGUGAGUGUGUGUGCGAGUGUGUGUGUGUAUGUGAGUGUGAGUGCGUCAGUGAGUGUGUGUGCGAGUGUGUGUGUGUAUGUGAGUGUGAGUGCGUCAGUGAGUGUGUGUGCGAGUGUGUGUGUGUGUGUGAGUGCGUGUGUGUGUGUGUAUGUGAGUGUGAGUGUGACAGUGUGUGUGUAUGUGAGUGUGAGUGCGUCAGUGAGUGUGUGUGCGAGUGUGUGUGUGUAUGUGAGUGUGAGUGUGACAGUGAGCGUGUGUGCGAGUGUGUGUGUGUGUGUGAGUGCUGUGAGUGCGUCAGUGAGUGUGUGUGCAAGUGUGUGUGUGUAUGUGAGUGUGAGUGCGUCAGUGAGUGUGUCCGAGUGUAUGUGAGUGUGAGUGAGUGUGUGCGAGUGUGUGAGUGUGUGUAUGUGAAUGUGAGUGCGUGA